GUGGAGCUUACAUAAAAUAUCCUAGGAUUAUUGCAUCUAGGUAAACUAUUUGCAAGGGUUUCCACAUCCGCAUUCGCUGGGUCAUCGGGUAUAACUUAAUAUGUGCUAGUAUCAAGUCGACUGCACAGUGAGGUGCUACUGGAUUUAAGCUGAGUACUGAUCAUUUACCGAGUUCGCCCACAGAGUUGGAAAGUGCUACCAAAGUCGUGCCAAAUACUCGACAAUCGUCAUCACCUGAUAUCCUUCACGCUACUUCUUAAGUGGAUUCUAAUAGAGCACCCCUCAUUGAAUGGUAGCCGGUGGGUGUGUCAACAGCUUCCGUACGGCGUACACGCGGCUAAUAUAACUGCAGCUAACUGCCACUAGCUAAUCGCGUCAAGAAGGAAGACGUACUUGUUUCUUUAACUGUGCUGCAUACAGGAGGACGGGAUACUGAAUCCUGAAUCUCAUACAAUGGUAUUAAUGGCUGGAGGAUUCGAGAUGUGAUCUGGUCCUGGGAUCUUUUUCGUUGCAUUGGUAGUACCGUGAUAUUUAUUAGGUUAUAGACAUGUACUAGACAAGCAGCAGUAUAAUUUUCCAAGAGUUUCCAAACGUCUUGGUUCAUUAUUUUGGUUGGAUACACCUUGAUAGAUUCAUAUGAUUUCGACGUCGAAUGACAUCAACACCGAGGACUUUAAACUUUUGUCAGCGUGCAGGGCACAGGUUUUUUUUAUCAUCCGGAUAAAAGAUCUAAUACAAAGAAUUGUAACAAUAAUAACAUAGCUUAAAUAAACUCAAUUAGUGCCCGUAAAGACCAGAUCGGAACACCACAGCACUCUGUACAUUUCUAUACAAACCGCGUGGAUCUGCAAUGGUCGCUAACAGAGUCUAAAUCUGAUUCUGAAAGGAUGAUGUCAUUGUGACUGCCACAUGAUUUCUACAACCAAAACCCUGAAGGUUUCUGAGUUUGAUCGUCACUCUGGACACAUGGGGUUGUUGUACAUGGUGGUUGUGUUAUCUGUACAGCUUUUAACUAUCACCUGCUAUAACAUCGAUACGUCCCAGCCAGUAAUCUACUCCGGGUCUAACGGUAGUUACUUCGGCUAUUCCGUGGCGUUGCUCAACAAUUCUCGAGGAUCCUGGGUGUUGUCUGGAGCACCUAAAAGCCAAUCUCGAUACCUGAAGGGAAUUGAGUCCCCAGGAGCCCUCUUUAAAUGCCCCAUACACCAAUCCAAAAGGAAAUGUCAAGAGGUUAAGCUAGACGUCAAAGGGAAUGGCUGGGAAUUGAUCGGAAAGGCGAGAAGUAAGACCCGGAAGGACUUCCAGUGGUUGGGAGCCUCUCUGGACAUAAAGCCGUCAUUCGAGGCCACAAUAUCAGUAUGUGCACCGAAGUGGUCUGAUGCCAAAUUCAUCGAUUACCAUUACCUUGUGAAUGGGAUGUGUUUUGAGAUCGAUCAGGAAUUUAAAGACAGUAGUUUACGUAAGCUGUAUCCUUUGGUGGUGAAGGGCAAGCAGGUUCGGACGACUGGCGAGUUUGUCUACGGCUCUGGCAUGGCGGGAUUCGUCGCACACUACGCUCAGGACGAAUCACUUUUGCUUGGGGCACCAGGAGUUGAUGAUUGGCAAGGCGGUGUCGUCCGUUAUGACAGAAAUACAGUGAAAAUAGCGGAGAAAUUUACAGAAAAAGACGGCUAUGCCGGAUAUUCUCUGAGCUCUGGGCGUCUGUAUAGUGACAAACUCGUGUAUUACGUCACGGGGGCACCACGAGCCCAUGGGACCGGCCUGGUGUAUAUUCUCCAUAGAAACAUGCAAAUAACAUCGAAAGUGUCCGGUAAACAAGUCGGUGAGAAGUUUGGCUCUGCGGUCACGGUGGUGGACAUUAACGGUGAUGGCUUGGAUGACAUCAUUAUUGGAGCACCGCUGUACUCUUACAUAAUGAACGAAGGAAGAGCUUACGUCUUCAUCAACAGGGAUUUGGGCAUAUUUCAUUUAUCCAACCCUGUGCUUGACGGUAGUCGAUCAGUUGGAUCUCAUUUUGGGGCAGCUAUAUCCAGCUUGGGGGAUGUUGACAUUGAUGGAUAUCCAGAUAUUGUGAUUGGAGCGCCAUUUGAAGACGAAGGCGUUGGCUCGAUCUAUAUUUAUAAUGCUUACGAAGGCGGACUGCGGUCAGAAUAUUCCCAAAGAAUCAGAGGUGCGGAGCUCGGAGCCAACCUGCGAGGCUUUGGGGGUUCGUUUUCACGGGUGCACGAUAUAGAUGGGAACACGUUUGGGGAUUUUGCCGUUGGGUCAUUCCUCUCGGACAAGGCUGUUGUGCUGCGGGGAAUCCCUGUUAUAGACCUGGAAGUCCAGAUUAAAUUCUCCGUCAAAACGAUAGACCUGAAGCAGAAAAACUGUGAAGUUAAGGGCAAGCCUGUGACGUGUUUCACUGUGACCGUAUGCUUCCAGUUCGACCGUGCCACCUCGUCUGACGAUAUCGAAAUCAGUUACAACCUGACGGCCGACACGAUGGAUACGCGGGUGUCUCAGGUGGACCGAAUUUCUCUCAAACAGGAAGGUCUAUGGAAGUCCCUUUCCUCCAGAGCUAGACUAACGAAAGACAAGUACACUUGCUCUCAGCAUCAAGCUGUAGCUUUUGGGAGUCAAGACAUUAUCACACCAGUGAAGUUUGCUGUGUCCUUUGAGUUGUCGCCCUUUGUAAAAUCAUCUUCCGUCCACCUUCAGCCAGUGCUCAACAAAUACAAAUCCAGGAAAGCCUCAAAACAGAUAUUAUACGUGAAAAAUUGCGGAGCUGACAACGUAUGUGUGAGCGAUUUGCACUUGGAAACGGAACUGAUUUUACCCAACAGACAAGACUAUCUGAUCAGUGGAGAGGACUCGUACAUUUCCCAUCAGAUAACUGUGACAAACUCGGGAGAGCCAGCUUACCUGACGAGUGUGCUCAUCUCGUACCCUACCUCACUGCAAUACGUCCGGGUAAACUCCAUACGAGGCCCCAGUGCCACGGUUUGCACCCACCUGCUACCGGGUAACAACACCGCACAUAUGGAGGGAAACAUUUCACCAAACAAUCACACGGUGGUCAUCUGCGAUAUAGGCAAUCCGGUUCGCACUAUGGAAACUGUUCUUUUUCUGGUGAAAAUGUUCGUUGAUUCCGGAAAUCCAGACCCGGAUCCACUACAGAUCCGGGCAUAUGUCCGGACAGCCAGCGAGCAGAUGAAUGAUACGCUCAGUGAGGGAUCUACAAUAGAUUAUCUGCUUAUCCGCCUGAAAGCCGGGCUCAUCGUUACUGGGAUUUCAUCGCCUGAACAAAUUCGCCUUCUGCGCACUGAUUUGAAAAGUGAUAACAGCAUUACCGAGAAACCUUUCAGCCAUGUGUAUGAAAUCGGCAACUUGGGACCUAGUAUUUUACCCGUGGGAACGAUGUUUAUUACAGUGGUUCUAGACAAACGGCUGGGUGACAUGGUGAAGGUCAACCGAAUGGAGGUUAUAGAUCCAGCGACAGACUUAAUUCGGGAGAAUGUGUGCCAAAUUAAUCAACCGUCUGACAAAGGUGUUCACGUGAACAUGAAAACAGCCGUACAGCAACAUCCGAGCUAUUCACACAACCAGACCUUUUAUACUUUCAACUCUGCCGUGGAUAAUAUUGAUAAGCGCUGUGAGAAGGCAGUCUGCAUCAGUGGCCAGUGCAUGGUUCGGAACCUUCGUGCUGAGGCCAGUGUGCACGUGGCAGUCAGGAUGUAUAUCCAGAGCAAUGUGUUCGUGGAAAUACAGGAUACAAGUCUCAUGCAAAUCAAUUCCUCUGCCAAGUUUGUGGAAGAUCUCGAUCCCAUGUACAUUGCUGCCCCAUCCUCUGACCGCUAUAACAAAACGGUGAUGACGAGUUUGUACACAGACGUCAGUAGUACUGGAGUCAGCCUCUGGGCCCUCCUAGCCAGCGUCUCCGCGGGAUUUCUCGUCAUACUGGUCAUCUGUAUACUGCUAUGGAGGGGUGGAUUUUUCCGUCGUAAGAAGAAAGAAGAACUCGCACGGCUUAUUGAAGAAAGAGAAAGUGAAAGCGGCAGUAGAAUGAACACUAUGCAGAGCGACAACGAAGGCAUGCGCCUACAGCCCAUGAGGAGGCGGAACGAAGUCACGUGCUCAGGCUCGGGCGACUAUGAGGAGCCUAUUCUGCAAAGGAACAGCGGUAUUGCAAAUGGACAUGGCUCCAGAAGGACGGACAGGUAGCAAUUGUUCAUCACACCAUGACAAAAUCAUCCCCCAUCGUGUCCUCAUCGUGAUGUACCCUACAAAGCAAGACUAGUUACAGAAAACCCAUGUAUGCAGCACAAAUUGCACUAUGGUGUUAUACGCCUGUGCAGGAUGUAAAAAGUGCGACAACCUUUGUCCAGUUUCUGAGGUUUAUAAAAGCGACAUUGUUCACUGAAGUAAACUUCAGAGGAGACAUCAUCUGCUGGUUGAGAAUACUUCAACUUGUACCAUUUCCUGUUCUAAACAGUUAGGCUCCACGUCCUUAGAGAGGUUUGUAAAAUAGUUUUGAAUCGAAGAAUAUUUGAAACCUGAUUAGAAUAUGAUGGAGACUUGACUGCCUGGUGAUCAGUUUAAUUUGGUUGCUUUGGACAAGGAACGAUUGCGCUACAGUGUUGUUAAUCUCCCGGCAUCGAUUGAAAGGAUUACUGUAGAGGUGGAGAACGGAAUGAUCCGCUUUAUACUACCAGAAGGAAAAAAAUCGUGAACAUCAUUAAAUGAUGAUAAGUUGAAAGGAAGUAUUUAAUAGACGAUAUGAAUAUUUCCCUACACUAUGAAGAUGCCUUGAACAACUAUAUUUUUGAGUGGAAGCAAUUUCUACCAAUAACUAGUCCAAAUUGUUGAAAAAGAAUUCUUUUCAGUGAAAGGUAGUGUGUUCAAAUGUGGCUUCUUAUGUGGAUUUGAGGCAACUGAAGAACAGAUUUACGCUAUUCUGGUAUUCCUGCUGUGGACGAAGGCUCUGUUUUCAAAUCUUGUCGAAUAGGUUGUACAGUUCUGGUGUGCAUGCACCGAAUAUCAGGUACUGAUGUGAUGACGAUGACGAUGGGUUUUAUUUUCUGCAGGUGGAACAGACUUCGUCUCACUAUGAAUGUCAGGUGGCUCAAUUCAGUUGUAUAUACAUGCCAGACGCCAUAAAUGUGGUGCGCUUAAGAAGACAAUCAGAGUCAAUCAUUAUGGAAGUAUGUGUGUAAUGAAUGUUGUUUUGUGCAAGGUUGAGCAUGUGCUUUGUGCACUUGAUCCGGCCAACGCUAUGGCUUUAAAAAAGGCUCGUGUCCCAAGCUCUUCAUAUAUGCACAGAUUGCAUCAGUGAAUAAUAGCUUUCAAAUUCAUAAUUUACCAGAAAAUUGCUACCUAUACUGUUUGUACCUAUACUUUUUAAAACUGUUACCAGCUAUUAAGUAUCAAGUGACUUCUAAGACAGUGUAACAACACAGCAAGCUUUAUUUUUAUAUAGAUGUACUUUGCAAAUUGGGACUGAUUAUAAAAAACAUCCUUGAGUUCGACGUUAAACACUAAUGAAUCAACCAAUCAAUCAAUCGAUCAAUCAAUCCGCAUCUCAUUUCACCAAACUUUACGAUAUGAAAUGCUUAAUGUAUCUCUUGUAAAUUUUCAUAUAGUAACUUUUUACUGUAAUGUCGUCUAAGAGAAUGUUUUCCGAGGGGUAGGGGAGGGGUGUUGUGUCUAAUGUUUUCCCAUGUGAUAUAGUUUACAUACCGGUUUUAUUUUUUCUCUUAAAGUGAGUAUCUCACACUCUCGUCUGCUUACGAAAGGUCUUCCGUGUACCGUUGUCUAUAUGACUUUAUUUCUAGGGGACAGAUUUGAUUUAAGUUUAAUUUAUUUCUACAGUUAUCCUUUUGAAUCUCUUCAUGUUGACCUUCAUGUUUAACACGGUCUUGUAUAAUAUUUUAACAAUUUUACUGCUAUUUAUGUAAAGUUUAAAUAAACUAUAACGAUAAACACAUGAAGUGUUUAAGCCA
Messenger RNA from Liolophura sinensis, 5981 nucleotides. Its product is annotated as integrin alpha-9-like. Gene Ontology annotation, molecular function: integrin binding. Gene Ontology annotation, biological process: integrin-mediated signaling pathway; cell-cell adhesion; cell-matrix adhesion. NCBI's taxonomy places the organism in Eukaryota, Metazoa, Mollusca, Polyplacophora, Chitonida, Chitonidae. The transcript has 21 exons. The coding region runs from base 910 to 4203 and encodes 1097 amino acids. The record is from RefSeq and is a predicted model, not a curated record. Gene Ontology annotation, cellular component: external side of plasma membrane; integrin complex.